GAGCAUGUUCCGGGAGGGGCGGGAGGUGGGCAGGGUUGGGUCUAGGAUGGGGGCACUGGCUCUCGGGUCCCCAGGGUCCCCACCUGUGCCAGCGCCCCCUCGGGGGCGGGGGAAGGAGCAGGUGACGUCACGCGCGGUCCCGGGGUGCCCGCGGCGGUGGCCACAGCCUGGCCGCGUGACCCGCGCGCGCCAAUGGCCCGGCGGUCUCCGGGGCGACGCGGAGGGUCCGCGCUCCGCCGCCGCUGCGCCCCCGCCCCGAGUCCGCACUGCAGAGAGUGGUGGCGAGCAGGCGCCGGCGCGCUAGCCCACGUGCCGCGCUGAGAGAGGGACAGGGAGAGGAAGAAGGAGAGGGAGUGAGAGGCAGCCAGGAAAAGAGGGGCGCACGACCCCGCUGCCGCUCGGCGCAGCCCCUGCGCCCCACCUGCUGGGACCUCGACGAGGAAGGACCCCGACCCAGAGGAAGGCUGUGGAGAUCUGUGCUGUCUGCUGUCGCCCUGGGAGUUGGCCUGAUACAUGUGCACCACGCAGUGAUCAUUAUCCCCUAAAUUAGGCUCCACAGAGAUUGGGGACAUGCCAUUGACCCUGUUGCAGGAUUGGUGUCGGGGGGAACAUCUGAACACGCAGAGGUCCAUGCUUAUCCUGGGGAUUCCUGAGGACUGUGGUGAGGAUGAAUUUGAGGAGACUCUUCAGGAUGCUCUCAGGCACCUGGGCAGGUAUAGGGUCAUUGGCAGGAUGUUCAGGAGGGAAGAGAAUGCCCAAGCAUUUCUCUUGGAGCUUGCCCAAGAUAUUGACUAUGCUUUGAUCCCCAGGGAAAUACCCGGAAAGGGAGGGCCCUGGGAAGUGGUUGUAAAACCUCGGAACUCAGAUGGAGAAUUUCUCAAUAGACUGAACCGCUUCUUAGAGGAGGAGAGGCGGACAGUGUCAGAUAUGAACAGAGUGCUUGGAUCAGACACCAACUGCCCUGCUCCAAGAGUGGCCAUAUCACCUGACUUCUGGACCUGGGCCCAGACCCUGGGGGCAGCAGUGCAGCCUCUGCUAGAACAAAUGUUGUACAGAGAACUAAGAGUCUUUUCUGGGAACACUGUGUCCAUCCCAGGGGCGUUGGCCUUUGAAGCCUGGCUUGAGCACACCACUGAGGUGCUACAGAUGUGGCAGGUGCCUGAGGGUGAAAAGAGGCGGCGGCUGAUGGAAUGCUUGCGGGGCCCUGCUCUGCAGGUGGUCAGUGGGCUCCGGGCCAACAAUGCUGCCAUAACUGUGGAGGAGUGCCUGGCAGCCCUGCAACAGGUAUUUGGACCCGUGGAAAGUCGUAAAAUCGCCCAUGUGAAAUUUUAUAAGGCCUAUCAGGAGGUGGGAGAGAAAGUCUCCAGCUUUGUGUUGCGUUUGGAACCCCUGCUCCAAAGAGCUGUAGAAAAAAAUGCAGUAUUGCGAAGGAAUGUGAAUCAGGCUCGCCUGAAACAAGUCUUAAGUGGGGCUACCCUUACUGACAAACUUCGAGACAGGCUUAAGUUGAUGAAACAGCGAAGGAAACCACCUGGUUUUCUGGCACUGGUGAAGCUCCUGCGUGAGGAGGAGGAGUGGGAGGCCACUUUUGGUCCAGAAAGGGGGAGGCUACAGGGGCUGGAUGCAGGAGUAAGGGCAUCUGCCAGAGCCAAUGCUCUCAGAGCAGUGUCAUUUGCUGCCCCUGGCAGCACUCUUCAGGCCAGGCCUUCCCAAGGUUCCCGGCGCAGGAGAGGCAGAGGACAGCAUCGAAGGGGGCGUGUGCUAAGGGCCAGCUCCCGAGGUUCAGGAAAACGGAAACAUCACACAUUCUGCUAUAGCUGUGGAGAAGAUGGCCACAUCAGGGCACAGUGUAGCAACCCUCCAAACCCGCUCUUGGUAAAGCAGAAGAGACAGGCUGCAAUGGAGUCGGGAAAUGGGAACAGGGCUUGGGAAAAGAGCCAUCCCAAGCCCAAAGCCAAGUAGGCUCAGGAGAACAGGGCACCUCUUCUUAUUUCAGGCAGAGGAAACAAAAGAGAUAUUGGAAAAAGGGAAAGGGGCAGCCCACAGAAACAGCAGGGGACUUGAGUGGGGUAGAGGGGCAAAGAAGCCAUGCCCAGGCUGAGCCCCCUCAUCCUCUGCCAGAUGAAAAAGGCUCCACUCACCAAGCUACAUGGGACUCAGUGAAGGCCAACAGUGCACUGAAGAGGUGCCAGAGACACAACUGGGGGGUUGCCCCACCCAGCACAUGGGGUGCACCAGCUGCAGGCAAAGACCCCAACACAGCAGAGGCUGAAGAAAGUAGAGCUGGGGACUCAUUCAUCAGCCCCAUCAUCUGGCCACCCCCAAAUGCCCACCCUGUGGGCUCUGAGCUAAAGAUGCCAACUGGCCCGCAGGCCACGUGGGGCCUGGAGGAGCCUUCCCCAGGACCAGCCCUGCCUGAAGGAGUCAUCUCAGACAAAGAAGAGCUGUACAACAGACAGGUAAUGCCCCAGACAGGAGGCCACAUGGUCCAGCCUGUUUUCAAGAUUAUCUAUCUACACUAUUCUAGGGGACCCCCAGGAAGGCAGAGCCCUCAAGCCCCUGCACAAGUGAGGGCAGGAGAACCAAAGGCUCUGGGAGCCUAGCACCAGCCUACAGGCAGUUUCCUUCUGCUGCAGCCUGGAAGGGCUAUAGGGGCAAGGAGAGCAAAAACUACAAGGAGAAGAUCCUUGGGCCAGAGCUUCAGCUCAGCCUGGCAGGUGGGAGUACUGGUACUUGGUGGGCCAGUACCUCACAGCUGGCUUUGGUAUGAGUGAGUGUGUAGCAGAGAAACUUUGGUUCCAAAGCAGGAGGAGGAGGAAGAGAAAGAGAAGGAAGUGGAAGAGGAGGAGGAGAAAAGGGUGUAGGAGAGAAGGAAGAGAAAGAGGUAAAGAAGGAGGAGGAGGAAAAGGUAGAGGAGAGGAGGAGGACAGGGUAGGGCUUGGUGGUGGGAGGUUGUUCUGCUUUUGUUUAUACAGUGCCACUGGAGACCAGGAGCCUGCAGGCAAGGAGGCAUGGGACUGGCCUGGUGAACGACAACUCAGCAGCUGGCAAUGCCAAGGCCAGCACCAAACCCUGCCAAUUCAGGCAGCCAGCCUGGGAAGCACCCCUGAGUGGCUGGCCCUAACCUAGGUGAGGGGCACCUGAAAAUGUGUGCCACCCACACUGGCCUGGGAGAUGUUAGGGGCCGUCUCAAGGGUGCCGGCCCCUCGGGCCGCCCAAGAGGGGGACCCUCAUUCACUGACCCGUGGAGCACAUCACUCCACGCUCUGAGAAGCCCACUUGUGCCUCUGUAGGCCCCUUACUGACCCCCCGUGUCAAGUGGCACCCCCAGCUCCCCCUACACGCACCCUAGUUACCAUUCCCGUGCAGAGCCCUGAGGUGUGCAGGAGCCCGCGGCGGGUGUCCUGGCCUAACGCAGCAGCCACCUCUCAGCCCCGGGUGUGUGCCACGAGCUUCAGUGCGAGCCCAGGCUCUGCUCGCUCUCGUCCAGUGUCGUGAGCUCAACCUCUGCUUCCUCGGUGUAGAUUUAGGCCAACUGCUGCUUGUUCUUGUGGAGAUGUGUGUGUGUUCUUAUCUGAGCAGCCGCCCACACCCCACCCCGGAGACCUCUCGAGCCCAAUCCCAGGAGAUGGCAGGAAGGACAGAAGAGAGCAUGGCUGGUGCUCACCCCGUGACCUCAGGAAGGAGGAACUGGACCAAGGGCAGAGGUGGCCUGUGGGAGUCUCCACGGAAACCGUGCUCUGAUGUGCCACUCUCUUGUUACUUGUGACUCAGUUUGUUCGGCUUGUCUGAGUACCCCGUGCUGCAUUUUCCAGCAUCCUGUGACUGUCCUGUGCAGGCCAUAGGGCAGGACCAGGCCCCACCAUGUUGGCCAGAGUGGAGAGUGCCCUGGAGUGAGGGGCCAUGGCCAGCAUCCGCAUCCAUCAUCCUGGCCAAGGGCCGAUCGUGGGGCCCUCAGGAAGGGAGACUAUGGCAGGAGGGCCAUGGUGUUGGGGGAAACAGAGGCACCUUGUUCAGGACCCCAAGAGUAGGGGUCCGUGACCUGUUGGCUGUAGUGGCCAUUAGACAUUCCUCUCUGUGUUGUCAUUCCCUUUCUUCAAUGGUUUCAAUAAAUGUUUCUCUUCAAUAAAUUUCAUUGAAUGUUUCA
Molecule: messenger RNA, 4147 nt
Organism: Leopardus geoffroyi (Geoffroy's cat)
Lineage: Eukaryota; Metazoa; Chordata; Mammalia; Carnivora; Felidae
Gene: PNMA3
Product: PNMA family member 3
Exons: 2
Coding region: 571-1962 (463 amino acids)
Molecular function (GO): nucleic acid binding; zinc ion binding
Source: RefSeq, a predicted model, not a curated record